AUGACGUCUACCUUGCCUCGAUGUCUUCGUUCCCCCCUUUCGUCUCGCGUCUUCCAGACCCGUUCCCUCAUUUCCACCUUUCACAGCAGUAACCGGUCUAAAAGCACCGCAGCUGAAAGUGCAGCUAGCAUUGCCCAAGCUGCACGCUCCCGUGGUCCCCGGUGUCGCCCGGGCCUCGUGAUCUUUGAUAAAGAUGGGACCCUCAUUGACUUUACGCUCAUGUGGGGCGGCUGGGUCGAAUCCCAAGCAUGGCAAGUUGAAAUGACCACGAACUUACCCGUUCGGGAAAAGCUCUUUGAAGCCAUGGGGUACGACUGGAUCAGUCGCUCGAUCAAGUCCAAAGGAGCGCUGUGCUGCACGCCCAUGGGUGAGCUCUAUAAACUCGCCGUGCGGGUCCUUGUAGCUGAAGGCAUGCUUCAAUCCAAAGCGGAUCAAGUUAUUCAACAGUGCUGGAGUAUGCCGGAUCCCGUGCUCACGAGUCGACCACUGACUAAUAUCCCCGCCCUUUUUCGGACCAUCCGGAAGAUUGACAUGAAAAUCGCCGUCUGUACGACAGAUGACCGCCAGCCAACCAUUGAUACCUUGAAGCACUUGGGGGUCUAUGACAUGGUCGAUGCUUUGGCCUGCGGAGAUGACGGACUGCCUGCAAAACCUGCGGGUGAACAGAUCUGGACCCUCUGUCAGCAGCUUGACGUGGAGCCACAUAAUACCAUUAUGGUUGGCGAUACGUCCACGGAUAUGCUCUUGGGCAAGAAUGCAGGCUGUGGGUUAUCCAUUGGUGUGCUCGGUGGUGCCUCGUCGCUCGAUGAUCUCGCUGAAGAUGCCGAUGUGCUCGUGCCGUCUAUUGAUCGAGUGAUUAAGGUGCUUUUCCAGUACGGACAGCAAGCUCAACGCUUUGGGGAUGCCAAGUAA
Messenger RNA from Peronospora matthiolae, 912 nucleotides. NCBI's taxonomy places the organism in Eukaryota, Oomycota, Peronosporomycetes, Peronosporales, Peronosporaceae. The record is from the annotation of a GenBank genome assembly.